GGAAGCGGAAGCGCCGGCGGGCAGGGCUGGCGCACGGUGCGAGUGACGGUUGCUCGCGGCUCCGGCGCAGAGCGGCCCCGGCCCCGCCAUGGUGCGGCUGCACGUGAAGCGCGGCGACGAGAGCCAGUUCCUGCUUCAGGUGUCCGGCAGCGCCCGCCUCGCCGAGCUGGCGCCCCUCGUCGCCCGCAUCUACAAUGGCAGGCUGAAGGUGCAGCGGCUCUGCUCAGAGAUGGAGGAGCUGGCAGAGCAUGGUGUUUACUUGCCUUAUAACAUGCAAGGACUAACAGAUGAACAAAUCGAAGAACUGAAGUUAAAGGAUGAGUGGGCAGAAAAGUGUGUACCAAGUGGUGGAAGUGUCUUCAAGAAGGAUGAAAUUGGGCGAAGAAAUGGACACGCUCCAAAUGAAAAAAUGCAGCAAGUUAUAAAGAAGACAAUAGAGGAAGCCAAGGCAUUAAUCUCUAGGAAACAAGUUCAGGCCAACGUGUGUGUUAAUAUGGAGAUGGUGAAAGAUGCAUUGGACCAGCUCCGAGGGGCUGUGAUGAUUGUGUAUCCAAUGGGAUUGCCUCCACAUGAUCCAAUUAGGGUGGAGUUGGAAGAUAAAGAAGACUUGUCAGGAACUCAUGCUGGACUUGAGGUUAUAGAAGAAUCAGAAGCACAAUUAUGGUGGGCAGGAAAGGAGUUGAAUGAAACAAAGUUGCUCUGUGAUUAUAUAGGCAAAAAUGAGAAAACAACCAUCAUUGUCAAGAUACAGAAAAAAGGACAAGGAGCUCCAGGGCGUGAACCUCUGAUUAGUCAUGAAGAGCAAAAACAGAUGAUGCUAUACUACUACAGAAAGCAGGAGGAGCUUAAGAAACUAGAAGAGGAUGAUGACGACUCAUUUCUAAAUGCAGAGUGGGCAGACAACCAUGCUUUGAAAAGGCAAUUUCAUGGUGUAAAAGACAUCAAGUGGGGUCCGAGAUGAAGCUCUGCAGGCCCCUUUUUGCCUCUUUAAGCUGCUUGGUUGAUAAACUUGUUUGCAGUGAGGAGUUGUGUUGUGUGUGGUGGAUUCUUCUGGCAAAAGCUGGAAGUGUCACUUCCAUAGCAGGUGCCUGUUUCACCCUUAGGUUUUCAAUAGACAUUUUGAUUUCUGUGUAACUGUAGCAGUCCUUGUCUCUGCAAAGAAUGGAAUCAAUCCUGUUGAAAUUUGCCAUUUUAUUAGAAACUCGGAAUUUGAAUACUGAAAUGUUAAAGUAUUUCAUAGAUAAUAUAAUAAAUAUGCAAUAGAACGUUUGGUAUCA
This is a messenger RNA of Strigops habroptila (Kakapo), 1277 nucleotides long. RefSeq names its product cilia- and flagella-associated protein 298-like. Gene Ontology annotation, biological process: regulation of cilium movement. The coding region runs from base 89 to 961 and encodes 290 amino acids. The transcript is spliced from 8 exons. The record is from RefSeq and is a predicted model, not a curated record. Lineage: Eukaryota; Metazoa; Chordata; Aves; Psittaciformes; Psittacidae.